AUAGGUGAGGAUUCUGUAGCUGUCAUGGAUCACCAGUUGCUUGGAAAUCUUGAGUCAUCAGCAAUGACAGAAGAACUUCAGAGAGACACCCGUCAGUGGACACCUUUGGCUGUCAUGGAUCACCAGUUGCUUGGAAAUCUUGAGUCAUCAGCAGUGACAGAAGGACUUCAGAGAGACACCCGUCAGUGGACACCUUUGAGGUCCAGUGAUAUUACUCUCGGUAAAAGGAGAAUCCCACCAAAGGUGCCUAAACGGACAUCUUCCGUUACAAUCCGAGAAUUUAAAGACCAAGCCAAUAUGAUUAACUCUUGUGCGAAGUCGGUCCAGUCCUCCACCUUAUGCUCCAAUAGUGGUGAGGGAUGUGAAAUGACUCGGCCAAACAUUCAGUACAUUGAACAUUCAAAAGGAGAAAUAGGAAAAGUCCCCAAUAAAAAAUCUUCUCCAGAACCACCUUCUCCUGUCUGGAAAAGGAAGUCUCGUGCAAUGGCUGAAGAGCAGCCACCUGGUGCUCAGUUAGAAGACAAGCGAACUAACAAUUUGUCAGAAAAUAACACACACUUGGGUGGUUUUGACUACUCCACACCAUUACCAAUAAGUGUGUUAGAAACUGUAGAAUGUCCCCCAGAAGAAGCCCAUACCUUAGGUUGUAGGACUCCUCAUGAUACUCGGUCUGUUUUUCAUCCAUAUAAGAUCUCUGAAGCUCACAGAAAACGGCAGUACAGGGUUGGCUUGAACCUUUUUAACAAGAAACCAGAGAAGGGGAUCCAAUACUUGAUUGGACAUAACUACUUAGAAGCCAGUCCAAAAGCAGUAGCACAUUUUUUAAUUUCUCGGAAAGGUCUUGGCAAACAAAGUAUCGGAGAAUAUCUUGGAAAUCUACAACAUCCAUUUAACAUGGCUGUGUUAGAAUGUUUUGUUGAAGAGAUGGACCUGGCAGGAAUGCAGGUUGAUGUUGCCCUGCGGAAGUUUCAAACCUUUUUCCGAAUGCCUGGUGAAGCUCAGAAAAUCGAAAGACUGGUGGAGGCCUUCAGUCAUCACUAUAUCAAAUGCAACCAAGAGAUUAUUUCCAAACUUCACAACCCUGAAACAAUUUUUGUUUUAGCUUUUGCUAUAAUUAUGCUGAACACCGACCUUCACACACCAAGCAUGAGAGCUGAGAAACGAAUGAAGUUGGAAGACUUUAUAAAAAAUGUGCAAGGAGUGGACGAUGGAAACGACCUAGAUAGAGACAUGCUCACAGGCGUGUAUCAAAGAAUCAAGGCAAGUGAGUUUAAACCAGGGUUCGAUCAUGUUUCUCAGGUGAUGAAGCUACAACAAACGAUUGUUGGUAAGAAACAGAAUUUAGCACUUCCCCACAGACGUUUAGUCUGUUAUUGUCGACUGUAUGAAGUAUACGAUAUCAACAAGAAGGAACGGCCAGGACUUCAUCAGAGAGAGGUUUUUCUUUUCAAUGAUAUGAUUAUGAUUACUAAAGUUUUCAACAAGAAGAAAAACAGUGUGGCGUAUACCUUCAGACAAUCAUUCCCUCUUUGUGGCCUGAAUGUUACUCUGUUUGAAACAUCCUAUUAUCCAUGGGGUAUUCGACUAUGUCAAAGAGUGGAUGAUAAUGUUGUGAUUACUUUAAAUGCCAGAAACGGACAGGAUCGCUCCAAGUUUGUGGAUGAUUUAAAAGAAUCCAUCCUUGAGAUGGAUGAGAUGGAAAAUAUGAGGAUUGAGGCAGAACUAAAGAAACAAACAUCUGUGAGAAAUCGUUGUAGUGAAAAUAGAGACUCGGGAGUGGCUGAUGUAGAGAUUGUUUUUACUUCAAGCAAAGAAACUCUGCGAGUAGCUAGCAGUCCUUCAACAAAACUGAAUCACUCGCAUCUGUCUAACUCACUACUUGACCUGUAUGAUUAUCAAAUCAAACCAGCAAGAAGAGGCAGUGCAGGGUCCCUUGACAGUGGAAUGUCAAUAUCAUUCUCCUCCUCCACAACUAGUACGUUGAGUCAAGGAUCUGUACCACAGAAGAUUCCAAUUAAUAGAACAACAACGACCACUAUGAAUUCCAUAAACAAAUCUUCACAAAAUACUGGGUUUUUUGGUAGUUUAUUUGGUAAAAAAGGAAAAACUUCUAAUAGAUCAAAAGUAUAUUAAAACUGGUUACUUCUACAUGUCAAAGUUGGUUAAAAACAACUGUUGUGGACUAUACUGAUGGACGACAUCUUGUGGGGGUAGCAGCAUUAAGAAGUGUUGAUGACAAGUUUAUCUAACUUGUGCAUUUUUAACAGAAAUGUAAUAAGAUAAGAAUUUAUUUUUGUACAAGAUUAUGGUGUAUCUGAAAACUUUAUGUACACAAUCUUUCUCCAAAUUAAACCACAUAUGAGAAAAACUCCCUACUGUUCUAUUAAAAGGUGCAAACAGAGGGAGACUGUUCUGUAGCCAUUACAAAUAGGCCUUGUUUAGGAAAGUUUUAUUUAAAUGUUAGCAUGUUGAGCUUUCAGUGCCUACUUUUCUUAUUGUUAGUGCUCAGAGCAACAAAACUAAUAGGUGUAUCUAGUCAAAAUCCAUUCAGAACUAAACUUAGGUUGUGAAUUUUUAGUUAGAAUUCAGCACAUCAUUAAAAAUUACUUAACACUUGUCCCAGGCUAGAAAGUUAAAUAUUACAAACAUCAAAUAAUGUUGUAGAGUUGUUUUGGCAUUUAAAAAAUAAUAAUUGGGCAAAUUAUGUGGAGGUAGAAACCACUUACAUUCCCAAGAUGCUGUAUGGUAUUCAGCUCGACCUACGUGCACUUACUUUAAGCACAGUGUUAUCAUUAUGUGACAGUUUCAGUGUUUAACUAAAAUAACACUUAAGCACUGGCAACAACACAAGUUGUACAAUAUUUUGUAUUAUUAACACUAGAGGUAAACAAGCUACCAUCUAGUUAACACCUUGUGUCUUAAUAUUGUACAGGUGUUUUAAGCAUGGUUUGGGUAAAGUACCAAGUAAUUCUACAAAUUUAACUGCCAGGUCUUCCUUAAAGAUUCUGUUAAAACUGACUAUAUAUAUAUUGAAAUUAUUUAUGUAAUUAUUAUGAAAAAAUAAAUAAAAAUCAAUGUACCUCA
Messenger RNA from Limulus polyphemus (Atlantic horseshoe crab), 3084 nucleotides. Its product is annotated as IQ motif and SEC7 domain-containing protein 1-like. The record is from RefSeq and is a predicted model, not a curated record. The transcript is spliced from 11 exons. Gene Ontology annotation, molecular function: guanyl-nucleotide exchange factor activity. Gene Ontology annotation, biological process: actin cytoskeleton organization; regulation of ARF protein signal transduction. Lineage: Eukaryota; Metazoa; Arthropoda; Merostomata; Xiphosura; Limulidae. The coding region runs from base 25 to 2133 and encodes 702 amino acids.